Molecule: messenger RNA, 525 nt
Organism: Lactuca sativa (garden lettuce)
Lineage: Eukaryota; Viridiplantae; Streptophyta; Magnoliopsida; Asterales; Asteraceae
Source: RefSeq, a predicted model, not a curated record
AUGGAGCAAUUGAGGACCCUCCAAGUGAACGUUCCAUUUGUUGAAACAAUACUUCAUACACCCAAGUAUGCAACUUUGCUUAAGAACCUCUUCACUACAAGAAAAAAUAUGGAUGAAGUUGCUAAAGUGUUGCUAAAAAAACUGCCAGAAAAGAGUGGUGAUCCGGGAAGCAUCUCCCUACCUUUUCAAUUUGGGAACAUAAUUUCUACUCAUGUGUUGACCGAUUCGGGUGCAAGUAUUAAUCUAAUGCCAUAUUCUUUCUUCAAGAAGCUAAAGUUGACGAAGCCAAAGCCGAUUCAUAUGAAGAUCCAUUUACACAAUAAGACAAUAAUACAUCCAAGAGGAGUAUUUGAAGAUCUGCUCAUCAAAGUCGAUAAAUUUGUGUUUCCCAUGGACUUUUUAGUGCUUGACAUGGAAGAAGACCCAAAGGUUCCAAUCAUUCUUGGAAGACCAUUUUUGAAUACCGUCGGUGCAUUAGUCGAUAUGUGUGAAUCUACACUAACACUAAGGGUGGGGAACGAUUAA